This is a messenger RNA of Vigna unguiculata (cowpea), 1614 nucleotides long. Its product is annotated as isoleucine N-monooxygenase 1-like. Gene Ontology annotation, molecular function: iron ion binding; heme binding; monooxygenase activity. The record is from RefSeq and is a predicted model, not a curated record. NCBI's taxonomy places the organism in Eukaryota, Viridiplantae, Streptophyta, Magnoliopsida, Fabales, Fabaceae.
AUGGAUCACUCCUCUAUCUUUUUAUUGUCUCACCUUCAUCUUCAAACCUUGUUGUCAUCUUUGAUCAUUCUUGUAAUAAUUUUCUGCAUAACCUUUCUCAAAGGCCUUGAAUCUCACUUGUUGAAGAAACCCAAGAACCAAGAAGUACCCUUACCACCUGGUCCUAAACCAUGGCCUAUCAUCGGUAACCUUCCUGAAAUGCUUGCAAAUAGGCCUACAUUCAGGUGGAUAAACAACCUAAUGAAGGAAAUGAAAACUGAGAUUGCUUGCAUUCGCCUGGGCAAUGUUCAUGUUAUACUCGUAACUUGUCCGAUCAUUGCUCGUGAAUUCUUGAGGAAACAAGAUGCUACUUUUGCUUCUAGACCCACAAGCAUCACCACUUCUCUUAUAAGUCGUGGAUAUCUCACCACAACCCUUGUGCCCCUAGGGGAACAAUGGAAGAAAAUGAGAAGAAUUGUUGGCAAUGAGCUGUUGUCCACAACCAUUCACCACCAACUUCAACACAAGAGGCUUGAAGAAGCCAACAACCUCGUGUUUUACAUCUACAGUAUGUGCAAAAACAAUGUCAACGCUGAUGUUGGUCUUGUGAAUGUGAGGGAUGUCACGCAACACUAUUGCUGCAACGUGAUCAAGAAUUUGAGCUUUGGUAUGAGGUAUUUUGGGGAGGGUAAGAAUGAUGGAGGACCUGGUUGUGAGGAAGUGGAACACCUUGAAGCCAUUUUUGUAUUGCUAAAGUACAUUUAUGACUUUAGUGUUUCUGAUUAUGUUCCUUGCCUGAGAGGACUUGACUUGGACGGCCAUGACAACAAGGUGAAGAAGGCAAUACAAAUUGUGAACAAGUAUCACGAUCCCAUCAUUGACCAACGUAUCAAAGAAUGGAAUGAUGGGUCCAAGAUUCAUACAGAAGAUUUUCUUGAUAUUCUCAUCUCACUCAGAGAUGCCAACAAUAACCCAGUAUUGACUACGCAAGAAAUCAAGGCACAAAUCAACGAAUUGAUGAUGGCUGCGGUGGAUAACCCAUCAAAUGCAGUGGAGUGGGGUUUGGCAGAGAUGAUAAACCAGCCUGAGUUGCUUCAACAUGCCACAGAUGAAUUGGACAGGGUAGUUGGAAAGGAGAGAUUGGUCCAAGAAUCAGACAUUCCAAAACUAAACUACAUUAAAGCAUGUGCAAGAGAAGCUUUUCGCCUUCAUCCCGUUGCACCUUUCAAUGUUCCUCAUGUUUCCGUGAAAGACACCGUAGUGGGAAAGUACGUAAUUCCGAAUGGGAGCCAUGUGCUGUUAAGUAGACAGGAACUUGGACGAAACUCAAAAGUUUGGGGUGACGAAGCUCUCAAGUUUAAGCCAGAACGUCAUCUUAAGGGCAAUGUGGUCUUGACAGAGUCAGAUUUGAAUUUCGUAUCUUUCAGCACAGGAAGACGUGGUUGUCCAGGAAUCGUGCUCGGAACAACAAUGACAGUGAUGCUGUUUGCUAGGUUGCUUCAUUCCUUCACUUGGACUGCACCGCCCAAUGCCUCACCCAUCAACCUUGCAGAGAGCCACCAUGAUUUACUCCUGGCUAACCCACUUCUGGCAGUGGCAAAGCCAAGAUUAACACCACAACUUUAUACUGUGUGA